This is a messenger RNA of Papilio machaon (common yellow swallowtail), 1156 nucleotides long. RefSeq names its product synaptosomal-associated protein 29 (gene Snap29). The coding region runs from base 207 to 1016 and encodes 269 amino acids. The record is from RefSeq and is a predicted model, not a curated record. Gene Ontology annotation, molecular function: syntaxin binding; SNAP receptor activity. Gene Ontology annotation, cellular component: SNARE complex; plasma membrane. NCBI's taxonomy places the organism in Eukaryota, Metazoa, Arthropoda, Insecta, Lepidoptera, Papilionidae. The transcript has a single exon. Gene Ontology annotation, biological process: exocytosis; synaptic vesicle fusion to presynaptic active zone membrane; synaptic vesicle priming.
AAAAAGUGGGUGGUUCAGGGUGGUUGCAGAACUCAUGUCAGCUGUCAGUUGAUUGUCACCUUACUCCUAUCCUAUUGGUGUUGGUGUUGCGUACGUAAUUAAUAAUUCCAUUCUCUUUAGUCAAAUUGAUACAAGAACAAAGGAAAAUAUUUACAAAUAAGAACUAAUCAGUAUUUAACAGUUUCGUGAAGUGAAAAUUAAUUAAAAUGUCGGACCACAGGUACAUUAGCAACUCGAAUAACUUAUUCGAAGACGACGAUGUUGACAAUGACACAUUUGUGCAAAGUUAUAGAUCAAAAUUACCUCAACCCGCGAGAAAUCCCGUCAAUACUCCUUAUGGGGGGCAUAUGGCAGAACUGGAAAAACAAAGACAGGCGAUGUUACAAAGACAAAAGGAAAUCGAACAACGGACUCUAGACUCCUCAAUAAGAAGUAUUGGCCUUCUACACGACAGUGAAACUAUUGGUAUCGCUACAGUUGAAGAACUGGCGAGACAGCGAGAACAGCUGCAGAACACCAAUCGGAGAUUAGAUGAAAUCAAUACAAAUCUUCACUACAGUCAGAAACAUUUAAAUGGUAUAAAAUCAGUUUUCUAUGGCUUAAAAAAUUAUAUAUCGGGUAAAUCAGAUCAAACACCUCCAAGAAGUCAGACCUCACCUGAUAGCCUCAAUUCGAAAGCUGGCACUAGUAGUAAAUUGGAUGAUUCUUUAGAUAACACACCCAAAUUAAGUGCUGAAGAUCGCUUCAAUAGUCAUCCAUCUACACGAUUGAGAGGCUUAAACCAAGAGCAAGCUAGUGCACCAAUAUCAGAUAGCCAGCGUAUUAAUGAAAUGUUAGAUGCAAACUUGGAUGAGAUGGUACAGCACAUAACUAGACUUAAAGGACUUGGCAGUGCUCUUGGUGAAGAAAUCGACUCACAAAAUAAGCUUAUAGAUACAAUACAAGACAAAGUUGAGGUUGCAGAUAUCAAAAUUGGGAAGCAAAACAAGCAGAUAAACAAAAUUUUAGGAAAAUAAUACUUAUCUGAAAUGAAACUUUUAGUUAAUAUACAUAUAUUAUGUAUACAAAUAAAUAAUGUAUUCACAUGGUAUAGUUAAGCAUAGUGAUUGUUUGCAAUACUUUUAUAUAUGUAUAAUUUUAGUUACACCUCACUGAU